This is a messenger RNA of Trematomus bernacchii (emerald rockcod), 1372 nucleotides long. Its product is annotated as ATP-dependent RNA helicase DDX1-like. The record is from RefSeq and is a predicted model, not a curated record. The transcript is spliced from 6 exons. NCBI's taxonomy places the organism in Eukaryota, Metazoa, Chordata, Actinopteri, Perciformes, Nototheniidae. The coding region runs from base 148 to 555 and encodes 135 amino acids.
AAAAAAUAAGUGAGGUUGUUGAUCUGCACAGAUGUAGCUGCCAGAGGAAUUGACGUCCACGGAGUUCCGUAUGUGAUUAACGUCACCCUGCCAGAUGAGAAGCAGAAUUACGUCCAUUGUAUCGGCUGAGUCGGAAGAGCCGAGAGAAUGGGACUGGCCAUUUCCUUGGUUGCUAUGGAAAAGGAGAAGGUGUGGUACCACGUUUGUGCGAACAGAGGCAGAGGCUGCUACAACACGCGACUGAAGGAGGACGGAGGUUGCACCAUCUGGUACAAAGAGAAAGAGCUCCUGUCAGAUAUUGAGGAGCAUCUGAAGUGCACCGUCACACAGUGCGAGCCAGACAUCAAAGUACCUUUGGAUGACUUUGAUGGAAAGGUCACCUAUGGUCAGCGUAUGGCUUUGGGACGUGGUAACUACAAGGGUCACGUGGAUGCUCUGGCACCAACGGUCCUGGAACUGGCUAACCUCGAGAGGGAAGCCCAAUCUUCCUUCCUCCACCUGGGAUACAUGCCAAACCAGGGGUGUUUCUCAAUGUCGAGGACGCUUCCUUGGUAGCACCUGUCUUCCGAGUCACUUCCUUCAGAAGCUAGGCAAGAAUCCUUCCUGGCAUUCGGAAAACGAAGAGUGGAACAGGCGAGCAAGUGUGCAGGUGUGCGUCAUAUGAGAGGCACCGCCUUACAUUGUGGGGAUUUUAAGACCGCGGAGGAUACACAUGGGCAGCCUCGAAAUUUCUCGCUACAAAGGACGCCGGGCUCGGUAGAAUUCCAACGAGCCUGCCUGGACAUUGGAACAGUCCUUCGGCGGGACUCGAUGACGUAGCAUCCUUGAAAUAGUGGCUCUGGAGCAUCCUUCCUUGACAUUGAGAAACACCACAGCUUUUCCGAGCCUUCUGAACACGCCCCAACUAGCACUAAAACUGUACAGAUUAAAGAAAUGCUCCAACAGGAAACAGAAUAUUUAUGAUACAACGCAGUAGUGUGCAGUUAUUUCUCAAGUUUUUUUCUCACCCAGAAUUAUGAACAUAACAUAAUAAAAAUAAAAAAAAUUCUACUAUUUCACUCGGUAUGCCAAACUUGUCUCUGGCAUCUGAUACAUACACUAAUGAAAAAUACUUUCUUGGAUUGUGUUUUAUUUUCUGAUUGAUGUGGUUGAAUUAAAUAUUUUUUCUUUGGAGUAAUUGGCUAGAAAGUCAAUGUAUUGAAGUGUCUGGGUGUAUUUUUUGUUAAAUAAACUAAUAGCCUGCUCAGUUUGAGUUCAAAAGUAGGCAAGUAUCUCCAACAAUUAUGAAUGUCUCCUGUUUAUUUCAUUUAUUGAGUCUGUUAAUAAUUUCUGAUCAAUUCAUGAGAAUAAAUAAUCUUCACAGAGCAAUGUU